AAGCAGCUGGGUUGGCAGUGACAAUGACAUUAGCAAAAGUCAUCUUGACAAUUACUAUCGCAUGCUGGCAAUUAUAACCUUAUCCUCCACAUUUGUGUUCACCAUUGUUGCCAUUGCCUAUGAAUUACGGGGAAAAGAGGAUACGGAGAAGAGUGGGAAGAAGGGCUGAAGCUCAACAAUUAAUUUUCUGUUUUGGGUAUUUUGUGCUUGACUGUUUCUUUGGAUUUAAUUGAUGAUGCACCAGUGAGAGGAACUAGAACCCUGGAAGACAUUUAUAGUAGAUGCAAUUUGUCUACUGUUGAGCCCUCAAAUUAUUAUGAGGCUGCAAAUUCGGAUGCAUGGAGAGCAGCAAUGAAGGAGGAGCUCAAAAUGAUUGAAAAAAAUGACACCUAGACUUUGGUUGACAGACCAAAAAAUAAAAACAUCAUAGGUGUUAAAUGGGUAUAUAGGGUCAAGAUGAAUUCUGAUGGCACCAUCAACAAAUAUAAGGCAAGAUUGGUGGCGAAAGGUUACUCUCAAUUGGCUGGAAUUGAUUUUACUGAGACUUUUGCACCUGUAGCAAGACAUGAAACUAUCAGACUGUUGUUGGCUCUUGCAGCACACAAAGGUUGGAGUGUCUUCCAUCUUGAUGUCAAAUCAACAUUUUUAAAUGGCAAAUUGGAAGAAGAAAUAUUUGUUAAGCAACCAAAAGGGUUUGUGCAAGAUGGUGCAGAGAAUAAAGUGCAUUUGCUUAAAAAGGCCUUGUACGGGCUAAAACAAGCUCCUAGAGCUUGGAACUGCAAAAUUGAUGAUCACUUGUUGAGUCUUGGAUUUGAGAAGAGUCUAAGUGAGGCUAAUUUUUAUGUGAAAAAGAAGAAUGAAAUACUUGUUAUAGUCUCCAUAUAUGUUGAUGAUUUGCUGGUCACAGGAAAUGAUGAAGCUGCUUUGAAUCAGUUCAAGAUUGACAUGAUGCCAAUUUUUGACAUGAAUGAUCUGGGCAAAAUGACAUAUUUUCUUGGUAUGGAGAUAUAUCAGUCCAGCGAAGGCAUUUUUAUUUGCCAAAGAAAUUUUACGAGUGAGAUUUUGAGCAAAUUUGCUAUGUCAAACUGCAGGCCAGUUAGUACUCCUUCUGUGUCAGGAGUUAAAUACAAAGCCAUUGAUGGUUCAACAAAUGUUGAUGCAGGGGUAUAUAGAAGUAUGAUUGGCAGCCUUCUAUAUUUAUCUACUCCAGACCUAAUAUAAUGCAUGCUAUUAGUUUGCUUUCAAGAUUUAUGCAUUCACCUAUUGAAGUUCAUCUCAAAGGUGUUAAAAGAAUAUUCAGAUAUUUGAAGGCAACUACUGGUUUUGGUGUUUUCUAUCCUAGAGCUAAGAAAAUUAAGUUACUUGG
This is a messenger RNA of Rubroshorea leprosula, 1366 nucleotides long. NCBI's taxonomy places the organism in Eukaryota, Viridiplantae, Streptophyta, Magnoliopsida, Malvales, Dipterocarpaceae. The record is from the annotation of a GenBank genome assembly.